GACAAAUUCCUCAAGAGUCGAACACGAGAGAGAGGUCAUGAUACUCUUCAGGGAGAAGAAAAAUAUUCAAGAAGUCACGCAUCGCAAGAUCCUCUCUGGAAAUCUGACAAGAGUGACAACGAAAGCGAAACCGGCAAACAAUUAUUUCCCCUAUGACCAACUUGGAUGACAAAAGUGUCGUGCGUGGCUAUAUAUUUCAGGAAUUUCGUCUGGGAGCUCAUUCUGUUGAAAAGAAAAGUGUUUGUCGUCAAUCAGAUCGAGAUAUUUAUUUUUUUGGUCCACUUUACGAAAAAGAUGAGAGGGACUAUUUUAAAAGUUGUUACAACCCUCAUAUUACUUAAUGGAUUUGCUCAAUGUUCUCCUAAAUAUCAAAUCGAUGGAUUUGUUCCAAGUUCAGUGGAUUACCUGACAAAUUCAGCACCACAAUCUCAGGACCAAUUGGCAGUGGCUUCUCGACGAUCACAAGAAGGAAGUGAUGUUCAAAAUUCCCACACUAAACUCUCACCUUCUGAUACGAAUGAUAUUUCUGAUAGGAAUCAGGAACCUAGAUUUGGAUUCACUAACGUUGGGGGGACAGGAUCCGGCUACGGUGUUUCAUCAUACGCCCCAUCAAAAAUUGACUUAGGAGGACUUUUAUUGGGAGCCGUAAUCGGUAUCGGAACCGUACUAGUAAUUCCAAAAUUGCUUUACGUUCUCUCAGGAUCUUACGGAUCCUACGCGAGAAGUGACGAAGGCGGAAUAAUGCAAACAAUGACAAAAUUAGAUGACGCUUUAUCUCGUCACGGGAUAGACACAACUUCCUGUAUGCAACGCACCGUUUGUUCUUAUUCCAAACGAGCUGCAGCAGUAAUGCGCAAAGCCGCUCUGGAAACCGACGAAACUCAAGAUGAAAUUUCUACCUUAGAUCGAAUGAUAGAUGGACUAGCAACCAACCAAAUUUUAAGAACAGCCCUUCAAGGAACAGCAAUUCAGGAAGCUGUUGAUGCUGGAAGAAAUGGGGAAAAUUGUACUCGGGCUUAUCCGCACUGUGGAUUUUCCUUAGAAACGAUACUUUCUAUAAUAUCUCAUAUAAUGUCCACCACAGCUGCAGCUGAUGCUAUAAAAACCGCAAAAACGACUGCAUCAGCAGCGAGUGCUCAAUGAAUAAUUUUUAAUUAUCUAAUUUUUUAAUUCAUUCCAUAAACGUACAAACCGCCCUGCCCAGCGAGGGACACACCGGCCUGUCCAGCGAGGAGAAAAUCAUGCCUGACCUGCGAGGAGAAGUACCGACCUGUCCCGCGAGGAGAAAUGCCGACCGAAGCCGAUCAGGAAUUUCUCCUAGCUGGAUAGGCCUCAUAAAAAACGAUGCCUUAUUGGACUUCAUUUUCGGCAGGGAAUUUCUCCUCUCUGUGCAGGCCUGGUACAAACAAUGCCUUAUUGGACUUCAUUUCUAGAGACGAAGAAUCAAAAGAAAAAGAAAAUUAUUCAUGACUCAUUCACUAGAAAUAGGAAGCAUAUAUCUUAAGUUAAAAUAUUUUUCAUUUAUUCUGUUAUCAACCUUUGUGAAAUUCUGUUUUAAAAAAAUAAUAAAAACUAGAAGAGUAAACUUUAACGGUUUAUAUUCUUCACUGUACAAUUGUACAUAUUUGUAUUUAUAUGUACAUUUGUAUAUUACACAACGUAUCUACAAACUUUUUCGUUAAUUCUUAUAGAUACUAUUUGGCUUUGUGUUUUUACGCAAUUAAUUUCUAAAUUUAAAUUAUCACAAAAACUCUUGUACUCUCAAAUCCUCAUUCUAGGGUAGCCAUUCAAGAUUUGGAAACGAAUUUUCGGUUUCUACACAUUUUUCGUGGUUAUUUAGAUUCAAAAAAAUUAACGAAUCUAUUGCGGAACAAUUCUAAAUUUAAAGCGUUUAAAAUUCAAAAUCUAACAAAUUCAAACUUAAAGUUGUGCCAAAAAUCAGAUUACUAGAAGAAAUAGUUUUUUUUAUGAUUUUAAAAGUCCAAAUUAUAUUACUGAUGUUAUUUUU
This is a messenger RNA of Belonocnema kinseyi, 2008 nucleotides long. RefSeq lists its product as uncharacterized. The transcript has 5 exons. The record is from RefSeq and is a predicted model, not a curated record. Bases 166 to 1143 code for a protein of 325 amino acids. NCBI's taxonomy places the organism in Eukaryota, Metazoa, Arthropoda, Insecta, Hymenoptera, Cynipidae.